AUGGCAGACCAGAAACUGCUGUCGACGCAGCAAAUCUCCGAGCACAAAACGCCCGAAGAUUGUUGGAUUGUCGUAGACAAUCAAGUGUGGGAUGUGACGGAUUUCUUGGAUGAGCACCCGGGGGGGUCAACAAUCAUUCUAAAAUAUGCCGGCAACGAUGCCACGAAAGCCUAUUCAGAAGUGCAUGCGCCGAGCGUCUUGAGAACCAACCUUGAUCCCGACAAGUUCAAGGGCGUCCUCGAUGAGUCCACGAUCGAUGCCGACUGGGCCAAGCCACCGCCUGGCGAGAAUCCACGGGUGGUCCUAGAGAAUGAAAAGCCACCCUUGCACACGCUGAUCAACUCGCACGACUUCGAGGUCGUGGCAUCCAAAACCGCCAACAAGAAGACCUGGGCGUUCUACUCGAGCGCGGCUACAGAUCUGAUCACACGGGACGCCAACAAGUCCUGUUUCGAUCGGAUAUGGUUCCGGCCCCGGGUGCUGAGAAACGUGCGCUCGGUUGAUACUCGAACUAAAAUCCUUGGCGGGGACUACAAGCUUCCACUGUUCGUGAGUCCCGCGGCCAUGGCGAAGUUGAUUCAUCCUGAGGGCGAAUGCGCCAUUGCGCGCGCAUGCGAAAGUAAAGGCAUUAUGCAGGGUAUCUCAAAUAACUCCUCCUACACUAUGGAUGAAUUGCGAACCGCAGCCCCGUCCGCCAGCUUCUUCUUCCAACUAUACGUCAACCGCGACCGAGAGAAGUCCGCAGCAUUGCUGCGACAGUGCUCAGCCAACCCGAACAUUAAGGCCAUUUUCGUCACGGUGGACGCCGCCUGGCCUGGCAAGCGCGAGGCCGACGAACGAGUCAAAGCCGACGAGAGCCUGUCCGUGCCGAUGUCGCCAUCGAAGGCGCAGAACGACAAGAAGGGCGGCGGGCUCGGCCGGGUCAUGGCCGGGUUUAUUGAUCCUGGACUGACGUGGGAGGAUCUGGUUUGGGUCCGGCAGCACACGCACAAGCCCGUGUGUCUGAAGGGCGUGAUGUCGGCGGACGAUGCCCGGCUCGCGAUGCAAGCCGGGCUCGACGGGAUCCUGCUCAGCAACCAUGGGGGUCGCAACCUUGACACGAGCCCGCCUUCGAUCAUUACCCUGCUCGAGAUUCAGCGGCGGUGUCCCGAGGUGUUUGGUGCUAUGGAGGUGUAUGUGGAUAGUGGCAUUCGGCGCGGCAGUGACAUUCUCAAGGCCGUGUGUCUAGGUGCCACGGCUGUGGGUAUGGGUCGCAGCAUGUUAUUUGCGACGAACUAUGGACAGGAAGGGAUUGAGCAUCUGGUUGACAUCAUGCAAGAUGAGUUAGAGACCGCCAUGCGCAACACAGGCGUCACAACCCUAGACGAGGCAUCGCCCGACCUCGUGCACACGGCAGAUAUCGACCACUUGGUGCCGGAUUCACGGUCGCAUCCCUACGCUCGGGCCAUAGCUAAAAGCCGUGGUCUGUCGAAGCUUUAA
Penicillium alfredii is the source of this 1479-nucleotide messenger RNA. Its product is annotated as FMN-dependent alpha-hydroxy acid dehydrogenase. Gene Ontology annotation, molecular function: oxidoreductase activity; heme binding. NCBI's taxonomy places the organism in Eukaryota, Fungi, Ascomycota, Eurotiomycetes, Eurotiales, Aspergillaceae. The transcript has 4 exons. The coding region runs from base 1 to 1479 and encodes 492 amino acids. The record is from RefSeq and is a predicted model, not a curated record.